AUGUCCAGCAAAAAGGAAGAUAGAAAACUUAAUAAAUCCGAACAGCAACAACAACAACAACAAAAUCCAAAAGAAACAAACCAAUUGCAAACUUCUAAAGCGAAAAAAAAACAACGUCGUCUACGACAGGAACAACAAAUCGAGAAAUUGACGUCAAAAAUUCCGUAUGGUAUUUCAGCUACUUUGAAUUUACAUAAGGCGAUUGAAAUCACUAAAGAAAAAGUUAAAAGGAUCGCGAAAGAAUGUCGUCGAUUGAAUAUAAAGUUUCUUGACCGUGAAUUUGACGUUUCAGAACUCGAUUCUUGUCUUUAUAAUCAACAUUCAGAGAAUCAUAGUGCGAUUAAUGAUAGCAAGAGAGUAAAUAAACUUUUUAAAGAACCAAAAUUUUAUGCUGAUGGAGUUAGCCCUGGUGAUGUUCAACAAGGAUGGUUUGGCGAUUGCUGGUUUUUAUCUGCAAUCUCUACAUGCACAAAUAUUCCAGGUAUCAUUGAGACUAUUUGUGUUGAACGUGACGAACAAGUAGGGGAUGGAGAUUGGGUUUCGACAGUUGUUGACAGCCAAUUGUUUGUUAAGACUGACAUAGAAAAAAAUACUUCGGAUAUUGCAGUCGCUAAAUGUAAAGAUCCAAAUGAAACUUGGUUGUCAUUACUUGAAAAAGCGUAUGCUAAAAUUCAUGGAGAUUACGAAUCUAUUGAAGGCGGUUUUGUGUCGGAAGCUCUCGAAGAUCUUACCGGUGGCGUGGCCAGUAGCUUUGAAACAAGUGAAAUAUUAGAUAUAGACCGAUUAUGGAAAGAAGAUUUUCUUAACGUGAACAAAUCGGUAUUGCUUGGCUGUGCCAGAUCCGGACUUGGAACAGUAAGCGGCUUAGUAGACGGACAUGCGUACAGUAUUUUAGGCUCGGCGGAAUAUCAAGGCACAAGACUAGUAAAAGUGCGAAACCCGUGGGGAAAUACGGAAUGGACAGGUGCUUGGAGUGAUGGCAGUGAACUUUGGACUCCGGAAUCUAUGGCGGCAUUGAAUCAUCGAUUUGGUGAUGACGGCAUUUUUUGGAUCUCUUACGAAGAUUUCUUAGAUUAUUUCAAUUUGUAUUAUAGAUGUCGAAUUUUUGAUUCUCGUUGGAAUGUUUAUUCCACGUGGAUUAACUAUAACGUUCGUCCGAAAUCAGAUGGGAAAUUUAUUUUAAAUCUGUCAAAGAAAGCAGACGUUAUUAUUGUUCUUCAACAACCGGAUAGUCGAUAUUUCCAUAAAGGACCGGCAUACUUAUACCAGCUCGCCUUUAGAGUUUUCGAAAAGGGAAGCUCGACUUAUCUAAUACGAAGCCCCUACACCAAAACCUUUUAUCCGUGGGGACGCAACAUAAACCUCGAAAUAGAACUUGAAGCGGGCACCUACGAAAUUAUCCCACGAAUCAAUGCUAUUCCUAAUCCCGAUGUAAAAAAUGACAAAAAAUCUGACGAUACUACAAAAGACGAGACGAAUACAGACGAAACGAAGACAGAAGAAACUCAAACAGAAGAAUAUGGAAAUCAAAAUUCCGAAUCUACUGCAACUACUACGCAACCUACAAUUGAAUCAGAGUUUAUUCUAAGAGUGAUGGUAUCAGUGUUGAAGCAUAUGAAGGACCAUUUCCUGUUUCUAAAGAUAAAAAAAUCUUAA
Ambispora leptoticha is the source of this 1656-nucleotide messenger RNA. NCBI's taxonomy places the organism in Eukaryota, Fungi, Glomeromycota, Glomeromycetes, Archaeosporales, Ambisporaceae. The record is from the annotation of a GenBank genome assembly.